AUGGCGGAGCGACCCACGUCGCUCUCGACGCCGCAGGCGCGCGUUGCCGCGCAGCGGCGCACGGAAGGAGGCGCGGGGUCAUCGCUGCCGAUGCCCUCGCGCCGUACCAUCUCGGAAACACGCGCUUCGGUGCGCGAUACGCCGCAAAGUGUGCGCCGCACCCCGAGCUCGCUCGGAGGGUCCGGCGGGCCGCUCGGCGCUUACCGCAGCUUGUCGCGCUCGGGAUCGACGCCGCUGCGCAGCAGCACGAGCCUCGGAAAGCGCACUAUCUCGUCUACGGACCUGCUCGAGCCGGGCGCGCUCGCGACACCCAAAGACACGCCGAAACGCACCUUGGUCUCGUCUGGCCUCGCGACGGGGCCGCGUGCGCGGCCCCUCGCCGAGCUGCCCGAGGCGCCGCAGCGAUCCGAGGCAUACGAGCUGACCAUGCUACGCACCGAGUACGACCGGCGCAUCGAGGAGGAGCAGCGCGCGCACCGGCACCUCGAGUCCCAAAUACGCAGCCAGGCGCGCGAGCUCGAGGUGCUCAAAUGCCAGCGCGUCGAGGUGCUGAACGAGUGGGAGGCGGAGCGCGCCGCGCAGCGCCAAAAGCACGAAGAUUGGCACGCGUCCAAGCACGCACUCGAGCAGGAGCUCGCGGCGCUCCGCAGCGAGACGCUGCAGCUGCGCGAGGCCAAGAACGAGGCGCUGGCGCAGGUGAACGAGGUGCAGAGCACGUCGCACGCCGAGCAGUCGCAGCUCCGCACGGAUCUCAUCGCGGCGCAGUCGGACGCGGCGCAGGCCCAAGAGCAGGCGCAGCAUUGGCAGCAGGUCAGCGAGCGCCUGCGUGCCGAAAACGCCGAGCUGGAGCAGGCCAAAGAGGGAGGCAUGCGCUCUGCGCCGGUCGACGACGAGGAAGUUACCAUGCUCAAGGAGCAGCUGAGCCAACAAAUUGCCGCGGUACACCGCUUGGAGACGUCGCAGACGCGCCUCACGACCGAGAAUGCGCGCCUCGCCGAGGCGUGCCAAGGCGCCGAGAUCCUCCGCGAGACCAACCGCUCGCUCGAGGCCAAGGCGAAGCGCAUGGAUGCGCUGCACGACGACCUGCUCAAGAAGGACCAGGAGCUGGGCACGCUGCGUGCCGAGCAGGAAAAGUGGUCCCACAUCCUCCGGCAAGGCGUGCAGACCGACGAGCAUGCGGCGUUUGUCGCUGCCGCGAAUGUCGAGGCCGACGUGCCGAAAGUCGAGCUCCCCGCCUCGCUCACGCACGAGACGCUCGCGCCGUACGUCUCGACGCUCCGCGGGACGAUCAUGGGGCUGUCUGCGCGUAUCGAGGGGCUCACCCACUCGGUCGAGCAGCUGCGCUCCUCCAACGUCACGCUCGAGCGCCAGGCGCGCCAGGGCUCUGAGAACGAGUCGAAUCUCGCACGCGAACUCUCGGAAAAGGCCACGGCGCUGAUGCGUGUACAGCGCCAGCACGACGUGCAGGCGGACGAGCUGCGGCGGUGCAAGGAGCUCCUUGCUACGUUUGAGACCGAAGCACAGGGCUCCGAGACGUACGACCAGGUGCAGUCGCAGCGUAUCGCGGAUCUCGAGACGCGCUUCGCCUCUGCACAGCAAGAGUGCAUGUCGCUCGCCUCGCGCCUCGAGGACGCGGAGCGCGCUGCGGCCGAUGCGGCCGAACGUGCGCAGACGGCCGUGGCGCCUGCGGCGACCAGUGACGCGGACCGCCGCGCGUUGGGCGAAGCGCGGACCGCACUCGCGUCUCUUGAGGCGCGCUAUGCCGAGCUCGAGGCACAGGCGCAGGCGCUCGGUGCGGAAAACGACCAGCUCUAUACGCGUGUCGGCCGCGGCGAAUUUGACCAGACGCGCGUCAAGUGCCUGACGCUCCAAGACAAUCCGGUGUCGCGCGACUAUGCGAUCCGCACUGCGACCCUCGAUGCGCUGCGCAAAGAGAAUGAAGGAUUGCUCCGCCAGAUCGAGUCGCUGCACGAGCAGCUCAAGGCGGCCGGCGCGUCGUCGCAGCCCGCGGGCGACUCUGACACAGUCGUGCCGCUACAAACGGUCGAGAACCUCAAGCGUGAGCUGGCUCAGCUCGAGGAAACGAUCCAGCUAAAGGACAAAGGCAUGCUGCGUCUCAAGCAGGUCUUUACGGCCAAGGCCAACGAGUUCCGCGAGGCCGUGCAGUCGCUCUUUGGAUACAAGCUGCGCUUCCUCGAGAACGGCAAGGUGAAGCUCACGUCGGCGUACGCACGCGGCGCGCGCGUCACCACGCUCGUCUUCCGCUCCGAAGAGGGCAACGUGGGCGAGAUGAAGCUGCAGGGCGAGGCCGCCGACGGCCUUGCCAAUGUCGCGCAUCUACGUGACUACUGGCUGAGCGACGGCAUCCGGCACAGCGUACCAUGCUUCCUCGCGGCGCUCAACCUCGAGCUCUACGAAAAUACCACCCAGGCCAUCCGCGGCGCGUUUGGCGCGCCGGAGGAGGAAUAG
Malassezia japonica is the source of this 2469-nucleotide messenger RNA. It is a transcript of the gene MAD1, whose product is annotated as [phosphatase 2A protein]-leucine-carboxy methyltransferase. NCBI's taxonomy places the organism in Eukaryota, Fungi, Basidiomycota, Malasseziomycetes, Malasseziales, Malasseziaceae. The transcript has 2 exons. The coding region runs from base 1 to 2469 and encodes 822 amino acids. Gene Ontology annotation, biological process: attachment of mitotic spindle microtubules to kinetochore; mitotic spindle assembly checkpoint signaling. The record is from RefSeq and is a predicted model, not a curated record. Gene Ontology annotation, cellular component: mitotic spindle; nuclear envelope; kinetochore.